GUCUGCGUUGAGGAAUACACUUCAUAAUCGUUUUAGCAGAGCAGGAGUGAAUUGUACCUUUUUGGUGAGUUACACUGUCCCAAAACACACUCUCUCCUCCCAGUCUCCCCAGAGCUGGAGGCCAAACAAGAGAUGUGUAGGGGGCGUCCCAGGUGAGUGCCAUGGAAAAUCUCCCAACCUAGAAGUGGUGGACAAACCAAGCGCUUGAUGGAAGUUUUACCCAUAUGAGACACAAUUAUGGACAAUUUGAUUGCAUGGAUGCCAUUGGCCUUUCUAGGACCAUCUCAGCUAUAGAACCAAUACCAACUACAUUUGGUAGGAGCAAACCCAGAGUUCUAUAGGCGGACAACAGAUCAUGUUUAAUCAACAGGCCUACCCUUCCUUUACCCACAACCCGGCCCUGGUGCCAGAUGGCAGUGGACAGUAUAACCUGGGUACCUACACUGGCACGGCCGGGGACCAUCACCAAGCUCAAGCCUUCUUUUCUUUCUCUGGGGUGAAAUCGGACUAUGGGGAUCUUGGGGGGCAAACGACUAGCGUGGGUCAUCUUUCUGCCUGGAACCCCCUAACUUCUCUGGAUUCUGCCAACCAGUUGGGCAUCUCUGGCCAAGGGAACCCAUUUAAGAAUUUAAAGAGGGAGAGAGAAGACAAGGAGGAGAAAUCGGAAUCUCCUGAGCCCAAAUGCAGCCCACCCUCUCUGCCACCCGCCGCACCCAUCUACACCCACGCAUGGAAUCCCAACGCAACCUUCUGGUCUCAGGUCUGCUCAGGUGGGACCACGGUUGCGUCCAAGCCUUUACUCAUCCCACACCAGCCUGGAGAUAAAUGUGACCCAGAGUCGACAAAUAACAUUUUUACCUCCAGCCCCGACAAAUCAAAAGAGAGCGGGAUCUCCAGCUUGGAGAACAGUCGCUGUAGCAGCGCCACCAGCAGCUCAUCAGGUGGAAUCAACCUGGGGACCCUGAGAAGCCUUUCCCGGGGAGCUAGUGAUGGGCUGACCAGUGACAGUGAGGAGGAAGCCCCAAAUUCUGGAGAGAUGGAGCAAUUUGCCAAAGAUCUGAAGCACAAGAGGAUCACAAUGGGCUACACUCAGGCGGAUGUUGGCUACGCACUAGGAGUGCUUUUUGGUAAAACAUUCAGCCAGACCACCAUCUGCCGCUUUGAGUCUCUGCAGCUCUCCUUCAAGAACAUGUGCAAGCUGAAACCUCUGCUGCGGAGUUGGCUUCAUGAGGUUGAAAACAAUGAAAACCUCCAAGAAAUCAUCAGCAGAGGGCAGAUAAUUCCUCAGGUUCAGAAGAGGAAGCACCGCACCAGCAUUGAGGACAACGUGAGACACACCUUGGAGAACUAUUUCAUGCAGUGCUCGAAGCCCAGCGCGCAGGAGAUCGCUCAGAUUGCGAGAGAGCUGAACAUGGAGAAGGACGUGGUGAGAGUCUGGUUCUGCAACCGACGGCAGAAGGGGAAGCGCCAGGUGUACCCCUAUAAUAUGGAGACUAGUGGGGAGUCUUAUGAUGCCACCCAACUCUUGACAUCUCCCUCCCAAGGUCCUUUUCAACUACCCCAAGUGAUGCCUUUGCAGGUUUUUCCGACGGUCCCUCUGGGUCCCAACCCUGCGAUCUACGUUCCGACAUAUCACAAAAACGACACAUUCCCCCAAGCAAUGCAUCAUGGGAUAGGCAUGGGUAAUCAAGGCAACUAAACUAGGCUUUGCCAGGUUGCCGCUUACCCAUCCCUCCAGUCUGUGCAUCUUAACUGUAUAGUUACUGUACUACUACUACUACUACUACUACUACUACUGUAUAGAUCUUUCUCUGAUAACAAUAUAGGAAACAAUGGUGCAUGGGGCUGAUAUGUAUCACAAAGUGUACAUGAGUUCUAUGCACGGAUGCGAAGUAUCAGGCUUUACUUCACCUUUAAGUUGUAUGAUUUUUCAUUCACCGUUUUACCACUACCAGGAACCAGAGCAGAAAGCUGACAAUAUCUUCCUGUUCUGAACCAUUUGGGCAGAAGGAAUGCUAUAGGCUUAUAGUUUAUUCAAUCUGCCCAGUCAGCCCUUGCCCUCAGUUGACUUUACUGUCUGAUGUCUCUAUAUAAGGCUGUUAGGUUACCCCAUCCUAUUCCCUCAUCAGUUUGCUCUGUACCCACAAAUUUCCCUGGCCCUUGUGGUUCUCCUGAGCCUUUAUCCCCCUUUUAUAAACAUUAGGGAUGCACCGAAUCCACUUUUUUGGAUAUGGCCGAAUACCGAACCGAAUCCAAACCCUAAUUUGCAUAUGCAAAUCAGCACUAAGUGCGCGGCUAAAAACAUUUUUACUUCCAUGUUUUGUGACGAAAAGUCACAUGAUUUUAAGGAUCUGGAUUCGGUUCGGCCAGGCUCAAGGAUUCCGCGGAAUCCAAAUCCUGCUGAAAAUGGCCGAAUCCUGGCCAAAUACCGAACUGAAUCCUGGAUUCGGUGCAUCCCUAAUAAAUUUAUAUGUUAUGUACUGCCCAAGCAGCUUCAUUAGACUGUAACUUAUUUACCCCGUCUCACAGAGAAGCUGAUAUAUGUCCCUUGAUUUGCACUAGUGUUCAUUCCAGCUUGUGAAAUGCUCUGUGGAAGCAGUGGAGCCCCCCACGACCUGACCUCCUGGUAUACCUGUCCACCGAGGAGCAAGCAAUAUUAAUGGAGGUCCAGCACUAACCCACCCACAAACUGUGCUGCAAACCCAGAAAGCAUCCCCUCACCUCUUGUAAAUGGACAGAAAUCAUUUGUUGGGGUCCUAUAUUACCCCGUUGCACCCCCAAACUUUAUUACAUUUUGGAUCUCUUAUAACUAUUGAGAUUUCAUAUGUCACAGAUACCCCCUAUUGCCCCUGCCCCCCGCACAGACCCCACACACACACAUUUUUUUUUUUUUGUAAAUUUCCUACUUUCUGUAAAAUGUGUGUUGUUCCGUUACUGUGAAAUAUUCACUAAAUAAGACCAAAUUUUCCAGGAAAAUAAACAAUGGCCUGUUUUCUAA
Xenopus laevis (African clawed frog) is the source of this 2998-nucleotide messenger RNA. RefSeq names its product POU class 5 homeobox 3, gene 1 S homeolog (gene pou5f3.S). Gene Ontology annotation, cellular component: nucleus; transcription regulator complex. The coding region runs from base 356 to 1699 and encodes 447 amino acids. The transcript has 5 exons. Gene Ontology annotation, biological process: gastrulation with mouth forming second; regulation of transcription by RNA polymerase II; DNA-templated transcription. Gene Ontology annotation, molecular function: DNA-binding transcription factor activity, RNA polymerase II-specific; RNA polymerase II cis-regulatory region sequence-specific DNA binding; sequence-specific DNA binding. NCBI's taxonomy places the organism in Eukaryota, Metazoa, Chordata, Amphibia, Anura, Pipidae. The record is from RefSeq and is a predicted model, not a curated record.